Messenger RNA from Salvia hispanica, 1657 nucleotides. RefSeq names its product D-Tyr-tRNA(Tyr) deacylase family protein. Lineage: Eukaryota; Viridiplantae; Streptophyta; Magnoliopsida; Lamiales; Lamiaceae. The record is from RefSeq and is a predicted model, not a curated record. Gene Ontology annotation, cellular component: cytoplasm. Gene Ontology annotation, molecular function: D-tyrosyl-tRNA(Tyr) deacylase activity. Gene Ontology annotation, biological process: tRNA metabolic process.
CUCUUCGGGUUUUUUUUUGAAAUAAUUUGGUUAAAUACAAGUAACACCGCCGGAAAAUAAUUACGAUUGCAAUCCUAUGACCAAGGGUUGCAAUUGUAAAAUUGAAUUGAUUCGACAUUGUUUUAUCACAAGACCUAUACUAAAUUUUAGUACUAUUAUUUAGGAAAAUAUAAAAACUUUAAAUUAAAUAUCUACAAAAUUAACAAAAAAGCAAUUUUGUUUAUUAACUAGUUUUUGAUUAAUUAGAAUCCAAGUCAUGUGAUCAUUUCUCUGAAAGAUUAUAUUUCUUGAUUGAAAAUGCAUUGUGUUUGGUUCAUGAUUAAGUAUACAAACCUAAUUUUAGAGAGAUAAUUAUAUAAUAGUAAGUGGUAGAUAUCAUCUUUUACUAAAAUAAUCUUAUGAUUUAAUUCAAAUAGAUCAUCAUAUAUUCUCUUUGAAUCAUUAAAAAUGAUCAAUUAUUAAAAAUAAAAAUAUUUUUAUUUUUAUUAAUUAAUCAGUUUUACUUUAUUCUCUACCUUUGCACGCAAAAUAAAAGGUACAUAAAAUUUCAUGUCAUAUAACAAAAUCUUUGUUAGGACGGUUGGAAUAAUAACAGAAUCUUUGAAUAACAUAGAAGAUGAGUAAUUUAGUAACCGAUAAUGGACAAAAGAAGAGAAAAGAAAUAAAAGAGUUUUUGAGAAGCAAUGUUAAUUAAUGAAUAUGAUCGAAAUUUUAGGGAUUGGCACCACUAAAAUAGAUCGAUAUAAUAGGCUAAAUGGGCUUAAAUAGAUGGGCCGUUUAAAUUUUCAUUUGAAGUAAUGAAAUUAGAAGACUAGGAAGAAGAAAUUUAGGAAGUAUGUUCCCAAAUUAUGGCGGGUUUAUGCAAAUCCAACAUCCAACCGCAUUUUGUCUACAAACCAAACACCACCUUACUGCCCUACGCCGCUCUGCUAUCCUACGCCCUAAGCGCACCAGCGGAAGAAGAAACCAAACAAUCAAAUCAAUGAGGGCCGUGGUUCAGCGCGUAGCUUCUGCUAGCGUUGAGGUGGAAGGCCGCUUGAUAUCGUCGAUUGGGCCGGGCCUGCUUGUCCUCGUCGGGCUUCAUGAGGCUGAUGUUGAAUCUGACGCUGAAUACAUAUGUCGCAAAGUGCUGAAUAUGAGAUUGUUUCCAAACGAAAAAACUGGGAAAGCUUGGGACCAAAAUGUUAUGCAAAAAAAUUACAAAGUUCUAUUAGUUAGUCAGUUUACGUUAUAUGGGGUAUUAAAAGGCAACAAACCUGAUUUUCAUGUGGCGAUGCCUCCCGCUGCAGCUAAAUCAUUCUAUGCUUCUCUAGUUGAAAGAUUUCAGAAAGCUUACCGUGCAGAUGCAGUUAAAGAUGGUGUAUUUGGAGCAAUGAUGGAAGUUAAGUUGGUGAAUGAUGGUCCGGUGACGAUGCAGCUCGAUUCAUCUAAGAAUACAAAUGGUGAUUAGACAGAGAGAUACCUGAGAUCAUAUAUUACAAGAUCUACUUAUUCUUGCACUCAUCUAUGAAGUCGGCCACCUAAACUUAAAAUAUCCCUCAAUGUUACUGUUAUCGAUAUGGUCAGAGCAAACUAACAAAUUGCUAUUGUUUUAUUGAAUACUGAAUUUGGAGUGUUGAAAUUCCUUCAAGCAUGGUACAAUUAGUUAAUUUUCAUA